Messenger RNA from Acanthosepion pharaonis, 507 nucleotides. The record is from the annotation of a GenBank genome assembly. NCBI's taxonomy places the organism in Eukaryota, Metazoa, Mollusca, Cephalopoda, Sepiida, Sepiidae.
AUGUCAUCUAUUUUUAGUCAUAUAUAUGUGUUUUUGUCUGAUCGUAUCUAUCUAUCUAUCUAUCUAUCUAUCUAUCUAUCUAUCUAUCUAUCUAUCUAUCUAUCUAUCUCAGUCUAUGCAUAUCUAUCUAUCUAUCUAUCUAUCUAUCUAUCUAUCUAUCUAUCUAUCUAUCUAUCUAUCUAUGCUCCAGGAUUGAACAACGAAGUCCUUAUACCUAAAAAUUCACCUUAUUUAUUGAAUGACCCUCGUAUCUAUCUAUCUAUCUAUCUAUCUAUCUAUCUAUCUAUCUAUCUAUCUCAGUCUAUUCAUAUUCUAUCUAUCUAUCUAUCUAUCUAUCUAUCUAUCUAUCUAUCUAUCUAUCAGAAGCUACUCAUAUUGAUCGAUGUUCUUUCUUAUCAACAUUUUUUGGCAUCAAUUACACUUGACAGCCAUGGACAGACUCAUAUCUAUCUAUCUAUCUAUCUAUCUAUCUAUCUAUCUAUCUAUCUAUCUACGAGGGUCAUUUAA